Messenger RNA from Oncorhynchus keta (chum salmon), 690 nucleotides. It is a transcript of the gene tmem42a, whose product is annotated as transmembrane protein 42a. Bases 13 to 474 code for a protein of 153 amino acids. NCBI's taxonomy places the organism in Eukaryota, Metazoa, Chordata, Actinopteri, Salmoniformes, Salmonidae. The transcript has 3 exons. The record is from RefSeq and is a predicted model, not a curated record.
UGCUAAAUAAACAUGAUUUCAGGUGCGUUUUAUGCAUUAUUAGCGGGCUUUCUUGGAGCCGUCGCCUCCUCGUCAGCCAAGCUAUCUCUGGGCUCAGACUACCUCAAAGGGAUGUGUGAAACAGGGCUGAAAACGUGGUCUCAGGAUGGAGACUACAGGAUUAUUCCGGAGGAAACGUCACCCUGCGAAUGGCUCCACAUCCCUCUGCGGUUGCUGUGUGGAGGACUGCUGUUCACCAGUAAUGCUGUGAUGUGGACCUUCUUCUCCAAGGCUCUGAGACACUCCUCCUCCUCGGCCCGGGCCACGGUCACCACCACCGCAUCCAACUUUGUAUCCUCUGCAUUCCUUGGGAAGCUGAUCUUUGGCGAGACCCACGCAGCACUGUGGUGGGUGGGCAUCUCUCUAACGCUGUCAGGUUUACUGGUGCUGCACGGAUCAACUUCUCAACCAGCAGAGGCCAAGAAGGAAGAGUGAAGGACUGUCCACAUGUGGAAUAAGAAGUGUAAUAACAAUACCACUGUAUCAAUCACCCCACCUGACCGCCUCGCCGUUCCACACACGCUUUCUGGCUCAAAUAAUCUGGAUCUCACGAGAACCAUGUUCUAUUACCACAAAGGGCUUUGAUGUUACAUCUGACUACAUGGAUUCUAACAUGUUACAUCUGACUACAUGGAUUCUAACAUGUUACAU